Molecule: messenger RNA, 431 nt
Organism: Trachemys scripta elegans
Lineage: Eukaryota; Metazoa; Chordata; Testudines; Emydidae
Gene: RPS27
Product: ribosomal protein S27
Exons: 4
Coding region: 133-387 (84 amino acids)
Biological process (GO): translation; ribosomal small subunit assembly
Cellular component (GO): ribosome; cytosolic small ribosomal subunit
Molecular function (GO): structural constituent of ribosome; RNA binding
Source: RefSeq, a predicted model, not a curated record
UCGACCUUUCCAAUAUGGCAGCGGAGCCGUGCCAAGCGCUCACUUCCGCCCGUGUGGGGAACCCCGGAGCGGAUAUAGCGGCCCCGGUUUCCGGUCUAGCUCCUUUUCGGCCGCGGCUGUCUCCACGCGAACAUGCCUCUGGCGAAAGACCUGCUGCAUCCCUCCCCCGAGGAGGAGAAGCGGAAACACAAGAAGAAGCGUCUGGUCCAGAGUCCGAACUCCUAUUUCAUGGAUGUGAAGUGUCCAGGUUGCUAUAAAAUCACCACUGUAUUCAGCCAUGCUCAAACUGUAGUUCUGUGUGUUGGCUGCUCAACGGUGCUGUGCCAGCCCACUGGGGGAAAGGCAAGGCUUACAGAAGGAUGCUCCUUCAGACGAAAGCAGCACUAAACGAAAGUGUCUGAGAUGGGUGGGACUACCUGCGCAGUUGGCAG